Messenger RNA from Debaryomyces fabryi, 2853 nucleotides. Its product is annotated as mismatch repair ATPase. Lineage: Eukaryota; Fungi; Ascomycota; Pichiomycetes; Serinales; Debaryomycetaceae. The record is from RefSeq and is a predicted model, not a curated record. Gene Ontology annotation, biological process: mismatch repair. Gene Ontology annotation, molecular function: ATP-dependent DNA damage sensor activity; mismatched DNA binding; ATP binding. Gene Ontology annotation, cellular component: nucleus. The transcript has a single exon. Bases 1 to 2853 code for a protein of 950 amino acids.
AUGACACUUCGUAAAUUAUUAUAUCAAAAUAAGUUUCUGCCGAAAAGAUUGAAAUUAUCAACCCAUCUUCGAAAUUUUACAAUAUCAAAUUUUUAUAGAUACGCUCAAAAGACUAACGUUGUCAAAUCAGAGACAGAAGUUAGAAAUGAAUUAAUUAAUACUACAGAGCUACCGCUUUUAGAUUGGGACAGAGGAGGUCGGACUCAGAAUGAAGCUUUGACACCGUUGUACGCUUCUAUGAAAAAUCUAAUUGAUGCUAAUCCAGGAUGUGUCUGUUUGAUUCAAGUGGGGAGCUUUUAUGAACUAUAUUUUGAACAAGCUGAAGUAUACGGCCCGAAGUUAGGCUUAAAGGUAGCUUCUAGGAAAACAAAUAAUUAUUCUAUACCAAUGGCUGGAUUUCCCACAUACCAAUUGCAAAAAUUUGUCAAAUCAUUAGUACAAGAUCUAGAUGUAAAUGUUGCAAUUAUAGACCAAUAUCCGCUUGAAAAACGCAUUAAUGAUUCAAUAAUUCAUCGUAAGAUUUCAAGAAUCGUUUCCCCAGGAACUCUUGUUGAUGAAACAUUUUUGAAUUAUAAUCAGAACAACUAUCUAGUUGCAAUUGCAUUUCCCACAAAAUUCCACAAAACACCAGCUGAUAUUGAUCUUAGUAUAGGGCUUUCGUGGAUCGAUAUAUCAGUUGGAGAGUUUUAUGUACAACAAACUACUUUGGGUGAGCUCAUAGGUGAUAUAUCACGAAUAAACCCAAGUGAAAUAAUUAUUUCCAAGGAAUUUCAGCACGAAAACUUGACUAGUGGUCAAUGGCAUCUGUCCUUACAAGACCUAAGGAAAUACUUCAUACGUUAUCACAAGACAAUCUACAAGGAUUUGAAACUCCAAUUUAAAUCAAAUUUGCAAACAACAAGAAAAAAAUUGGAAAGCUUUUCAAUUAAGGAGGAAAUGGCAAUGAACAUGAUUUUGUCUUAUAUUAAUGUGAAUCUUCCAGAUACAGACCCUACACUUGAUGUACCAAUUCAGUAUUGGAACCAAGAUCGCUUACAAAUGGAUGCUCGAACCCGUGAAGCAUUAGAAUUAACUGAAAGAUCAACAGGUGGCCACACAUCAACGGUGGGUUCUCUAUUAACCACUAUUAAGAGAACUAUAACGCCAUCUGGAACCCGUUUGCUAACCCAGUGGCUUAAGUCUCCAAUUUUGGAUGCUUCUGAACUUCGUCGUCGGCAAGAGUUUGUUAUUCUUUUCAAGGAAAAUAACUACCUUAAAUUAUCCCUAAGAUCACAAUUAUCACAAUUAGGAGACUUUAUUCGCUCAGUUCAAAGACUUGUAUUCGGAACUGGUGAUGUAGUAGCUCAUCUUCAAUAUAUUGGUGAUGGCUUAACCAAACUAGAAAGCCUUCAUUCGUUUCUUGAAGAAGAAGCCAAAAGAGACAAAUAUGCGGGCAAAGUUUUAGAUCCAUUUCUUAAGCAAUUUAAAGUUAGCAGCACCAUAGCUGAGAAGAUAUUUUCUACUCUCAAUGUUUCUGAGAUUGAUACUGGUGACUUUGUAGAAACUGAACAAGAAGACGCAGAGGAACUUGAAUCCGCAAUAUACUCUGUUAGUAAUAAAUCUAUUGAAAAAUAUAAAGACUUGAGAAAACAGAAAUUAGAGCAGGGUACUUCUUUUGCAGUAAAAAAGGAUUAUGAUUCUACAUUGAAGCAAGCUCAUGACAAGUUAGAAGAACUCAUGAUUCAAGAGAAUAAUUUGAUCCAAUCAAUACGAACACAAAUUCAAGAGAUUGAUUCGAAGUUAACUGUUAUAAAGAAGUCUCAACAUGGAAGAUACCUAAAUGUUUUAUAUAUUUCAGGUAAACAGAAACUGAUUGACGAAGCUUAUAAAUUGUUAUCUUCGGAUAUUCGUGAACGAAGAAAGGGAUCAUUAUUAUAUAAACCAGAAUCAUGGGGAAAGUUGCAAGCAUUAAUAGAUGAACAAAUCGAUAUCAUCAAAGAGUCUGAAAAAGAAAUAAUUGACAAAUUGCGUCAAGAGGUUUUAGAUAGAGUUUCAGAAAUAAGAAACGUUAGCAAAUUAGUAGAUUACCUCGAUGUUACUUCUUCGUUUGCAAUUCUAGCAGAAGAAAAUAACUUAGUGUGUCCGAAAUUUGUUAAGACGCCUCAAUUAAAUAUCACCAGUGGUAGGCACAUUGUGGUGGAAUCAGGUUUGAAAAGUGUCAGCGAUAUGUUUAUUCCUAAUGAUACUAAAGUUGGUUCUGAUGGUAAUUUAUGGGUAAUUUCAGGUCCGAAUAUGGGAGGUAAAAGUACAUAUUUGCGACAAAAUGCUAUAAUUGUUAUCUUGGCUCAGAUAGGCUCCUUUGUUCCUGCUAAAAAAGCAAGCUUAGGGAUAGUGGAUAAAAUAUUCACAAGAAUUGGCGCAUCCGACGAUCUUUACAGUGAUUUAAGUACAUUUAUGGUCGAAAUGGUAGAAACAAGCAAUAUUUUAAGGAAUGCUACACCAAGAUCCUUAGCAAUAGUUGAUGAAAUUGGUCGGGGGACCAGUGGAAAGGAAGGGUUAGCAAUUGCCUAUGCCACUUUAUUGGAAUUACUUCAUGUUAAUAAAUGCCGGACUUUAUUUGCAACUCAUUUUGGCAAAGAACUCGAAAAUCUAUUAAUUUCCAAUAAUAUUAAACAAGAUAAAAUUCGGUAUUACAGAACAAAAGUGUUGCAUGAAAAAACUAUUCAAAAAGAUGGAAAUUUUAAUUUAAUUAUAGAUCAUUCUCUUGAGCCAGGGAUCAGCGAUAGAUCAUAUGCUCUUGAAGUAGCCAAAAUGGCAGGGUUUCCUGAGUCUGCAUUAUCUAAAGCUCGAAAAGCUCUAAAACUAAUAAAAUAA